UCAGUCUGUGUAGAAGAAGAAGAAGGAAACAAGACCAAGAAUGGACAGUCAGGCAACUAGACAUUUUAGAAGGCCAUUCUUGUUUAUUAUAGAAAUGUAAACAAUGAAACUGUGCAAUGAUAAGUAUCCUGGAUAUCUGACAGCAGUGGUUUCAUGCACACCUAAGGAGUUUGAGCUUACUUACUAAAGUAGUGAGGUGAGGACACAUGUGAGACCCUAAAGCUCAAGAACAUUGUGAACAGCCCAUGAAAAUAAAGGAAAUGGACAUGGAUUAAGUAGAAAAACACUGAGAAGAAGCAGCGUAGAUCUGAAACCAGAUUUUGAACAGCAGAUGACAAGAAAAAAUACGAAGUCCCAGAAGACAAUACUUCAGAAAAGAAAGUUGUUAAGGAAAAGCAAGAAAUGUUGAUGAACAGUAAGCAACAUCAUCUGUAUGUUACGCAUCCUGUGACCCAGAGAAACAAAACAGUACACAGAAUAGGUUCAACCACCUUCUUGAUUGGAAAGACACCCAAAAGAAUACGCAGGAGACAAUUUGAGGAAAUGGUAUGCCACUUUAAUAUGGGAUCAGUGAAAGACCUUGCAGAACACAUUGCAAAAGCUACAUCAGAAGCCAGGCAGAAGAUGUUGAAGGAAUUCUAUGUUUCCAAGCAUCCAGAGAUGGAGCCUUUCUUCUCUCUUGAAGUACCAGCAGAAGCUGCCCAUAACUGUGAGGAAAGAGAACUGGGUGCAACACAGUCCAGAAAAAGAAAAUCCAUUGUUAAUUUUGGAAGACCUAAGUCUAGACCUUCAUCAGCUAAAGGACUACUUCUCAGUGGAACUACAGAAACACAGACCCAGGAGAGCCAUCAAGGAGAAGCAGAACAGCUUCACAAGGACUCUAACUUGCAAGAUAUGUUUGUUGAUGCAAAAUGUAAACAAACACCCAUUGUUGCUACUCAGCAUAUCCAAAGAAGAAACAGUCAGGCAUUAAGGGAUUUUACAGCAUCUGGCUCAUUAAGCAGUAAAUCAGAAAUAAUUGAGGUGCUACCUGUAAAAAGUUGUGAAGGACAGCAAGACUCAGAAGGAACACAGUUGCCAAAAAAAAGAUCCAUGUCUCAGUCAGAAAAUGGAGAGAGAAAAGCUCAGAUUUUCAAGAAAAAUUCUUAUGUGGACUUACUUGGAGAUACCUCUAUUCUUGAUGAAAUCUUCAGAAAUGAUGGAAAUGGGUCUACAGAAUCACCAAGGAAAUUCUCUUCAGGACAAGCAGAAAAAUCAAAGCAGAGACCAAAAGAUUUCUGGGAUAUGCUGAAUGAACAGAAUGAGGAGAGCCUCAGAAAGCUCACAGAUAUAGCAGUCGUAGAGAAGCUUUGUGAAAGAGCCCCUCAUUCUACAGUGACAGAAGAGAGAGAAGUGUGUGAAAGUUCUCUUUGGAAAAGAAAUGAAACUUUUUUGUGGAAAAAGUACAGUGCAGAUGAUUGAGAUGAGCCAUCUACUGCUAAAUUUUGUAAUGUAGUAAAAUGA
Sturnus vulgaris (Common starling) is the source of this 1503-nucleotide messenger RNA. Lineage: Eukaryota; Metazoa; Chordata; Aves; Passeriformes; Sturnidae. The record is from RefSeq and is a predicted model, not a curated record.